This is a messenger RNA of Myotis daubentonii (Daubenton's bat), 4336 nucleotides long. RefSeq names its product protein phosphatase 1 regulatory subunit 3G (gene PPP1R3G). Gene Ontology annotation, cellular component: protein phosphatase type 1 complex. NCBI's taxonomy places the organism in Eukaryota, Metazoa, Chordata, Mammalia, Chiroptera, Vespertilionidae. Gene Ontology annotation, molecular function: glycogen binding; protein phosphatase 1 binding. Gene Ontology annotation, biological process: regulation of glycogen biosynthetic process. The record is from RefSeq and is a predicted model, not a curated record.
CUCGGCUCGCUGCCGGCCCCCCCCCCCCCCUCCGCGCGUCCCCGCACCGUCCCCGCCCCAGGCUCGGCCCUGGCCCACGGCGCGCGGCUUUCGGAAGCGAGGAGAGGAGCGCGGUUCAGGCUUCCGACUGGGAUUGGAGCCCGGGGAGCCCUGAGUUUUGGGAAGGAAGGAAGAGGACGAGAGGGAGGCGCCCCACGCUCUCGGCCCGCGGCGCGGCCACCUCCCAGAUUCCUCGCGGGCGAGUGGUCCUCCAGUGCACCCCUCCCCGCGGACUCCCUGGGCCGAGGGACAGCCGGCAGGAGCGCGCUCUGCGACCCUCCGAGGGCAUCCUGGUCAGGACCUGUGGGCUAACUACGGCUGGAGGGAGGCUGCUCACUCCAGUGUCCACGAAAGCUGAGCGCGAGUUCAUCCAGGAGUUCCCGCGGCCCCGCUGGGGUGGGAGGGAGGUGAAACGGGCCCCCGACUUCAGAAAGCCGCCUCCCACUUGCCACCGGGAUAUUCGGAAACCCCGCCCUCGAGCCCUGGCCCCGCGCCGCUAGCCUCCAGGUGUUCCGCGGCCGCGCCUCCCCCCACCCCCCACCCCCCGUCCCUCCCCGUCACCCGCAGGUUCAAUCCCGGGGCGGCCAGGCCGGGAGCCGGCCCCUGGCCGCAUCCCCCUCCCACUCCGCCCAGGCGGCCGCCGCUAAAACCCCGAGGCUCCCACGUGGAACUCCUUCUUCUCUGAGCCCGAGGUGGGCGCACGCUGUCAAGGACCCCAAGGUGUUAAGUCUCCAGAAGAGUGUUGAACCGGGAGUUCGCAACCCGGAUAGGUCCCGAGGACCGGCUGCUUCAUGGAGCCCCAGGGGGCGCAGCAGCUAACUUUGGAGGCGCCGGGGCCCGAGCCCUUUGGAGAACCCCCACCAGCCCAGGAGCUGCCCGCCGCGGGGGUCCUCUGCCUGGAGGGUGGCAGGGACGGCGGCAGCGUAGCGGAGUCGGGGAGCCCCGACGCCGAGCCCUUGUCCCCCGAGGAGGAGGCUGUCCUCCGAGAGCAGGAGGAGCUGCUGGCGUGCCGCCGCCGCCGCCGCGCGCGGUCCUUCUCGCUGCCCGCCGACCCGAUCUUGCAGGCGGCCAAGCUCCUGCAGCAGCGCCAGCAGCUUGGCCUGGGGCUGGACGCGGAGGGCGGCGAGAGGGCCGAGGACACGCCGCACAGUCCGGGUGGCUGCUGCGCCAAGUGCAAGAAGCGAGUGCAGUUCGCGGACGCGCUGGGGCUGAGCCUGGCCAGCAUUAAGCACUUCAGCGAGGCCGAGGAGCCGCGGGUGCCGCCGGCCGUGCUCUCCCGCCUCCGCAGCUUCCCCAUGAGCGCCGAGGACCUGCAGCAGCUCCCGGGCCUGCUGGCGGCGGCCAGCGCGCCCCUCGCGGCGCCGCCUCCACGGCUCCGUCCUCUCUUCGAGCUGCCCGGGCCGAGCGCGGCGGCCGAGCGCCUGCGGCGGCAGCGCGUGUGCCUGGAGCGCGUGCACUGCUCGGCGCCCGGGGGCGCGGAGGUGACAGGCUCUGGACGGGUGCUGGGCUGCCCCGGGCCGAGGGCCGUGGCCGUGCGCUACACUUUCACUGAUUGGCGCUCCUUCCUGGACGUGCCUGCCGAACUGCAGCCUGAGCCCGUGGAGCUACAGCGGCAGGAGACGCCGUCGGGGGAACCUGGGCCCGGGGGCGCCGAGGAGGAGCAGAGCGCCGAGCGCUUCCACUUCUCCCUGUGCCUGCCCCCGGGUCUGCAGCCCAAGGAGGGGGAGGACAUAAGCGCGCCAGACAUCGCCGUCCACUUUGCAGUCUGCUACCGCUGCGCCCAAGGCGAGUACUGGGACAACAACGCGGGGGCCAACUACACGCUGCGCUACGCGCGCCCCUCGCACUCUCCCUGACCGGCCCGCCGGCCCCCGGCCCCGCGGCGCCAGAACCCCCGGAGGGACCGUGGGACUGGGGCCGCGCCGGGUAACUUGCCCCGACGCUUUGCUGAGCGUCGUCCACCUGGAGUGUGGGGAGCGCGGAGGGAAAGGAGGGAGCCACUCAGUGGUGAAGUCGCACCAGACAGAUCCUGUGGCCAAGCACGGUGAGCCCGGGCAAAGAAAGCACCGGCCGGUUUCCCCGUCGCUCAGGCCUUCCUAGCGGAUCUCUCGGAUUCUACCCCAGCCUCAGAAUGGAAGGAAACACUCAAGACAAUGACCAGUAGUUUUCUCCACGAAAAAAUGCUCCUGACAACUGAGCAAGGCUGCAAGACCUUUGGAUGUGCUUUUAACUGUAGACAUCGUGUUUUAGCCUUUGCAGCUUGUUGGAGACCCCUGUUUCAGGGAGAGGACGAAGCAUCCCGCCCGCCACAUUGCCCCUAAGGAAGGCACUGGAACUGUGGGUGCAGGAUGGCGCCCGGAGGGGGGGGGGGGGCGGGUUGGGGCGUUUCUCAGAGAAAACCGGGUGGGUCCUUGGACCGCUGUCCUUUUAACCGGACUCGGGAGAAGUUGGCCCAGACUUGCCGUUAUUUACUUGUGCCUUUGUAUAAAUAUGUCCUUCAAGAAAGUAAAGGCCUCUUGCACACCCUUUAUGCUGCACUUUGUAUUUCAGCUCCUGGGGAUUUGAGAGGUCUUGACAGACAAGCUAGCUUCUUCAGCUAAUCCAUUAGUUUAACAGUAGUUAAGCAACGUUAAUUCUAAAUUUCCUUUCUUCCAUCCCGCCUGCCUGCUGUAAAGGUCCAAAUUUCCCAUACUGGGGGAAAAAAUGUUCUUCCAAAUGUUUUGUGGCAGGAAUUUGAUCACAGGAAAAUAUAAACAUGGUCUAAUAAGUUUGGUCUAAAUUCUAAAGAGCUGCCAAUUAUGUGACAAUUUCCCGAUCUUCUCUGCUGAACUUCCUUGUGAUGAAAAUAACCCUUACCAAUGGGUGUUUUAAACACUGAAACAUUUUUCUGUCCCCCGCCAAAAUAAGAAGGUGGUGAAUUAAAACACUAGAGUAGUAAUCUGGUGGACCUUGGCUAUGAGGGGCGGGGUGGGGGGGGGAGGGGGAGCUGGCCCCUUGUCUCCAACCUCCUUUGUGGAGGCAGAGCACAUACCAGCUGCUAGCAUCCUGGGGCCAGCAGCAGACAGGGAAGCUAGAUUCCAAGUGCAGAACGGGGGGGGGGGGGGGGGGGGGGGGUGAAAACGUGGCUUUCUGUCCCACUCAGAGCCACAGCAGGUAGUGGUGACUUGAUAGAUGAUGAAAGUUGCCCAGCAAAAAAAAGCUGUUCAGAACUAGAUGAGUACCCUGCACAGGACAGGACUGUGGGCACAGGGUCUGGCCACUGAUGGCUGUGGAUGCCAAGAUGAGGUAGCCAUGCAUGAGCAGGGCGGGGCGAGGGGGCAUCCUGAAUGAGGACUUGGUUCCUUCACACCUUGGUCAUCCUUUAGUAAUUUGUCUUUCCCUAGCUUUCAUAUUUUCCUGCACAGGACUAGUAUAAUGAUUUUUUUUGUAAUGCUCAUCUUUGAAGAGUGAAGGGUGGUUUCACUACUGAAUAAGGGUAGGCAUAUGCAUCCCGUGGCCACAUUCAGCCUGGUGCCUGUUCUGUGUUCUGAUAGGGCCUGAGAGCUAAGAAUGAUUUUUAUAUUUUUAAACAGUUGAAAAAUUCAAAAGAAUACUAUUUUGUGAGACAUGAGAAUUAUAUGAGAUUCAAAUUUCAGUGUCCAUAAACAAGAUUUUAUUGGAACACAGCCAUGGACAUUCAUUUACAGGCAUCUAUGAUUGCUUUUCUGCUACAAGAGCAGAGCUGAGGAGAUGCAACAGAAACCAUAUGGCAAAUUCUAAAAUAUUUACUAUCGACCUUUAUAGAAUGUUGAGCAAGCCCUGCUCUAGAGAAGCAGUAUUUUUUAAAUAUAUGUUUUUUAAAAAUAUAUAUGUUGUUUUUUAAAAAUUGCUUUUUAGAGAGAGAGGAAGGGAGAGGGAUACAGAGAUAGAAACAUCAACAAUGGAUCAGCUGCAUCCUACACACCCCCCUACUGGGGAUCGAGCCCACAACCCCUGGCAUAUAUGCUGAUCAGGAAUGGAGCCCUAAGCUCCUGGUCCAUAGGUCAGUGCUCAACCAUUGAGCCACACCAGCCGGGCCAGAAGCAGUAUUUUUUAAACAUUAUAUGUUGACAGUUAUACCUAAUAAAGACGUUAAGUUUUUAAUAAAAUUUGCCACAUGAACUAUACCUCCUUUGAGUAAAGGUUGAACUGUUUACAUUACUCUUGGUUAGAAUAAACACUGCAUUACCAAUUUACAAUUAUUACUGUACCGGGGAGGGGAAUCAACCUGUUGCCUUCUUUCAUCUGUUAAGCUAAUAAUAAAAAGGUGCUUUUCGAA